This is a messenger RNA of Emys orbicularis (European pond turtle), 1071 nucleotides long. RefSeq names its product translocase of inner mitochondrial membrane 8 homolog B (gene TIMM8B). The coding region runs from base 29 to 298 and encodes 89 amino acids. NCBI's taxonomy places the organism in Eukaryota, Metazoa, Chordata, Testudines, Emydidae. The record is from RefSeq and is a predicted model, not a curated record. The transcript has 2 exons.
GGUCACAGCGGCCGGAUUCGCCUUCCCCAUGGCGGAGCUUGGCGGCCCGGACGGCGGCCGGGACCCCGCGGUCUCCGAGCUGCAGCGGCUGGUGGCCGCUGAGCAGCAGCGGGCGCAGUUCACCGCCCAGGUUCAUAACUUCAUGGACGUUUGCUGGGACAAAUGUGUGGACAAACCUGGCUCAAAGUUGGACUCCAGAACAGAAGGCUGUCUAGCCAGCUGUGUGGACAGAUUCAUUGAUACCACGUUAUCCAUCACUAAUCGCUUUGCUCAGAUUGUACAGAAAGGAGGACACUGAUUACUGCAUUUCCCAACUCUGGACAACCCAAUCUUUCCUAUUCAGGUCAAUGGUGUCGGUGGAGCAUCAUCACAUGUUCUAAGCUACAUUUUAUCUGAUACUUUCACGAAAUGCAGAAGUGGUUGAACAAUCAUUUGCGGAAAGCACAAUUGUCCCUGUGAAUUCUUUAGCUGCAUUGAACUGUUCAUAAAUGUGUCAUCGUACUGCAAUUUAAUAAACCAUCAGGAACACUUGUCCAAACAAGUCUUGUGAUGUGAAAGUAUAUAUCACUGCUUUUCCAUGUCUUUUAUCUAAUUAGAGGAAAGUAGAGAAGAGAUGUGCUUGCUACUGACACAGGGGAUGGGCACAGUAUCGGAGCAUCAAAAUUAAAUUUAAAAAAUGUAAUAUGAAUAUAAAUGUUUUCAAUGAACUAAUAAAUGAAUGAAAACACUUGUUCUGCUGGAGUGUUUGAAGCCUAAACCUAGAAGCUGUGCUGUACAGUAGGAUAAUGCAUGAAAACCAAAAAGUGAAACUGGUUAAAAGGCUUGUUGCUAGGGCCUAGUCUAUUGCACAGUUCUGUGGCUGUGAACUUUGCUGCACACUCCAAGCUUUUUUUUUCUUUUAAAUUGGUUAUAGCCCCACUGGUUAUAAAGAAAAUCUUCAAAAUGUCAAUGUAAAUUGCUACAGUAUCUGAGAUUUUGUCUGUAUUAGAAAAGUUGUACUGGUUUAACUAAAUCUAGUCAAACAGGUGGAAGACCCUAUUAUAGAAGCCUUUUCAUUGGGUUAACCCUCAC